This is a messenger RNA of Seriola dumerili (greater amberjack), 2439 nucleotides long. RefSeq names its product tetraspanin-2-like (gene tspan2a). Gene Ontology annotation, cellular component: membrane. The coding region runs from base 220 to 879 and encodes 219 amino acids. Lineage: Eukaryota; Metazoa; Chordata; Actinopteri; Carangiformes; Carangidae. The transcript is spliced from 8 exons. The record is from RefSeq and is a predicted model, not a curated record.
CAGCGGCGGCGGCGGCUGCAGCCCGCCUUGUGCGUUGCGUUGCGUUGCGUUGCGUUGCGUGCAGCUUGUGCGCAUGUUUUGGUGUUUGGAUGGUGUAGCGGUGCAGGUUAGAGUCAUUGCAUGGGGUUGAUGUCCAGCUGAAGGAAGCAAGCGAGGAUCUAUAAGACAAAAGCGUUCAGAGGGAUUUAGAUCGGAGAUACCCACACGUCAGGUGACACCAUGAGCAAAGUGCAGGGUGGGAUGAAAUGUCUGAAAUAUCUGCUUUUUAUUUUCAACUUCAUCUUCUGGCUGUCAGGCUUGUUGGUGCUGGCUGUGGGACUCUGGCUCAGGUUUGACCCAGAAACAGUGGAGCUCUUGACAGACGAUGGCGCCCCCGACACCUUCUUUAUAGCUGUGUACAUCCUUCUCGGUGCAGGAGGCCUGAUGAUGAUCGUUGGGUUCUUUGGCUGUUUUGGGGCCGUACGUGAGUCUCAGUGUCUCCUUGCGUCGUUCUUCGCUUGCCUUAUGAUAAUCUUUGGUGCAGAGAUUUCUGCUGGUGUGUUUGGAUUCAUAAACAAGGAACAGAUUGUUGAGGAAGUCCAAAAGUUUUACAGUAGCUCCAUUGCUGACGCCACCAAUUCAAACAGCACUGCAAUAGCUCUCAUUUACCACAGGACUUUGAACUGUUGUGGAGGAUCCAUGUCCGACUUGUCUAAUGAGCUGUGUGCAGACGCUCCACCUGACACCAAGGACUGUCUGUCUGCAAUAACAGACUUCCUCAAUGAAAAGCUGCAUAUCAUCGGAUACAUUGGGAUUGGUAUCGCAGGUGUAAUGAUCAUAGGAAUGAUCUUCAGUAUGGUGCUGUGUUGUGCCAUCAGGAACAGCAGGGAGGUUAUAUAGAUGUGAGUUGAGCGCCCCCUCCUUCCCCUCCUCCAUCCAUCCGCCCCCACCUUCCAGACCACUACAGGCCCACCGAGCCCUUCAUAAUCAACCUGUCUGCAGAGGAAGGGAAACGCCAAAGUUACAUUUCAAUGUCAUUUCUCACAGUCCAGACUGAUCUGGCAGGGAGUUUUCACUGGAUAUCACAAAUAGAGAGAGCACAAUACAUCCCACUCUUCCCAGUUAUCCACGGGCCACACUCAACACGAUACGCUGGAUCAUCAUUAUCUUCACACCUUCUCCACUGAAACACCGAUUUCUUUCUCCGCUCUUUUCCAUAACACAAGCUCAGCUUUUGGCAGGACUCUGUGACAUUCCCUGGUUAUAACAUCCUGUCGUUACACUGCCGGCGCUGCUGCUGCUGCUGCACUGUAGCCACAACACAGUACAUGAAGCCUUCUUUGACACACGAAUGUUGUGACUGAGGAGUACUUGCUGUAAAUAUGGACCCCUAUUUUAUGCAUCUGCUGUUAACAUUAUUUAUUCUGUGCCCUUUGUAGUCCUUUUUAUGUCAUUUACAGGCCUAAUGCCAAUCAUACUGUGUGUUUAAAUGUUUGGAGGACUAGCCUACCUUUGCAGAGUAAAUUUUACGUGCCUAUUUAGUCACGCAUACAAACCUCCAGCUACUCUACUAUUUAUCUUUUUCUUGUGAUCUCUGAAGACGUACGUAAAGACUGUGCUUGCUCCCUGCCACCACUCUAAAGUAUUGCUACUUUAAAGCACAAUAGAGGAAGUGUAGACAUGAUAUCAACCCAAAGGGUUAGGAAGGUCUGAUGAUAAACUGACACUCUGUAAAUUUCCAAAUUCAUGUAAAAGGUAACGAGUAACACCACAUCCUGCGCCCUUCUGGAGCAAGUGUGAACUGUAACAGUGAGCUAGUUUGCGUUUUGUGUGAAUUAUUGUGGAUGCAAAUCUUGUUGGUGUGCCAAUAAGAUAUGAAUUAUAGAAUAAUAUAGCUUAUGUUGUACUGUUAAACAUAAUAAAAAAAAACAUAUUGUGGUGCUUUUAUUGAUAUGUUUGGCUGUUCUCUGUUCCCUGCCUUUGAAGUGUCUGAAUCAUGAAUUUGCUUUUUGGAAGGAGUCAGGAGAAGGUGUCGGCAGACAGCAGAGCAAAACUGUUUCAUGAAUGUAAAUUUUGUGGUUGGUGAGGUUCCUGAACACGUCAGCGCUCCGUGUAGACUCACUGACGAGAAAUGGCAGCCAUGUAGAACAGCACCACCAUGCUAAAAAAGGAAUAGGGGAGGCAAGUUCAGGAAACUAAACCGCAAAUGUGACAUACAUAUAGACCACAAAGGGCCCAGUCACCCAGGAUUCUUUUAACAUGCCAUUGGUUUGACAAAUGUGACCUUGUGUUGAGAAUAUUUUUUUUUCAUCGUUUUCUGUUCAAGGUCAAGAAUGAACCUGUAAAGGUCAAAUGUUAUAUUGACCUGAGUAUCAAUAUGCUAUUCUCCAACUGUAAUUUCUACAUAAUUACCUGUAAUCAUUUUUUUUUAUAUUGCCUACUAAAUCAUUUAAAGCAUGA